GUCUCGAGGCCAUUCAGAAAUCCUCCCCACUGUCCUCUUCUGAGAUUAGGAAGGCGAUGAAGGGCGUAUCUCUGGGACUCCAGAAUCUUCAUGCAGCAUCUCUUACUCAUGCAUCUCUGCAUCCAAACAAUGUGUUUGCCAUCGGCCGAGAAAAAGGCAUUGUUGGAGAUUAUGAUUUCACAAAGACACCUGAGCAGAGAGUGUCUGACAGCGGGAUGGUGGCUGGUUCCAUACGUCUGGUGGCUCCAGAGUUGAAGCAGGGUCAGCUGCCUUCCCCAGCCAGCGAUAUGUAUGCCUUUGGAGGCAUCAUGCUCUGGCUGCAUGUUGCAGACUUCAGCAGAACUCUAGAGAGAGAGCGUCAAAAUGUAGAGUUCUCUGGUUUGGGUCUGGAAGAAGCUCGUCAGGCUGAGAUCUUAAGUGUUAUGCAACAAUGGCUUUCACUUAUUGGAAAUCAGACUACAGAGCCAUUCGACAUUGCUGCUAUCUGUCGGGAUGAGAGAUUGGAUGACCCAAGGUCAUUUACUACAAUAUAG
This is a messenger RNA of Sinocyclocheilus rhinocerous, 533 nucleotides long. RefSeq names its product serine/threonine-protein kinase 31-like. Gene Ontology annotation, biological process: protein phosphorylation. The record is from RefSeq and is a predicted model, not a curated record. Gene Ontology annotation, molecular function: protein kinase activity; ATP binding. NCBI's taxonomy places the organism in Eukaryota, Metazoa, Chordata, Actinopteri, Cypriniformes, Cyprinidae. The coding region runs from base 57 to 533 and encodes 158 amino acids. The transcript has 5 exons.